This is a messenger RNA of Strongylocentrotus purpuratus (purple sea urchin), 3763 nucleotides long. RefSeq names its product polypeptide N-acetylgalactosaminyltransferase 2 (gene galnt2). Lineage: Eukaryota; Metazoa; Echinodermata; Echinoidea; Camarodonta; Strongylocentrotidae. Gene Ontology annotation, cellular component: Golgi apparatus. The coding region runs from base 236 to 1930 and encodes 564 amino acids. The transcript is spliced from 14 exons. The record is from RefSeq and is a predicted model, not a curated record.
ACUGCAUUAGUUUCAUGUCCACACAGCAGCGGCCGCGUCGCGCGUGUAUAACGUAUUAGUACUGUAGCGGAUCAGCUAGCUCGAUCGUGCUAUCGCCGCUACACUCGGUGGCCAAGCGGACAGUCAGGCGGUGGUGACACAAGGAUUUCCAGGGCCAACAUUUUCCGGAAGACAGGAACGGAAGUCGAAAAAUCAGUGAUACAAUUUCCCGUAUUGCUUUUAAUAUUUAUUCAAGAUGGUGGCAUUAAUCAGGAGAAGAUCUCGACUGUUGCUGAUUGGCGCAGUAGCGUGGAUUGUUAUCGUACUUCUGUAUCUUCACAACAACGACGAUGGGCAAAAAAAUUCAAGAAAAGGAAGACUGAAAUUUGAUGCCGCAGAUGUACCAGCACAUUUAGGGGACAUUAACAACCCUGAACACGCCCAUGAAAAGGACAAAUCAUGGAGAAACUUUGAUGUUGCCGCAUACAUAGAGAAAACCAAAGUUCGCCCGGGUGGUGAUGCCUACGUGAGAAAUAAGUUCAACCAAGUAGAGAGUGACAAACUUGCCAUGGAUAGAGAGGUACCAGACACAAGAAAUUCACUAUGCAGAAAACUUUCAUGGGAUUCGAUUUUACCUGCUACAAGUGUCAUCAUUACUUUCCACAAUGAAGCACGCUCAACAUUAGUUAGAACAGUCGUCAGUGUCCUGAGGAGAAGCCCGCCUCAUAUGAUCAAGGAAAUUAUUCUGGUGGAUGAUUACAGUGAUGACCCUGAAGACGGUGAAGAAUUACUCAAGAUUGAGAAGGUGAAACUUCUGCGGAAUGAAAAGAGACAAGGAUUGAUCCGAUCACGUGUGAGAGGUGCUGACCUGGCCACUGGAGAGAUCCUUACCUUCUUAGAUAGCCAUUGUGAGUGUAAUGAGCACUGGCUGGAGCCGCUGGUAGCUAGGGUAAAUGAGGAUUACCGUGCCGUCGUCAGCCCCAUCAUAGACGUCAUCAACAUGGACAACUUCCAUUACGUGGCUGCCUCGGCCGACCUGAAGGGGGGAUUUGACUGGAAUCUAGUCUUCAAGUGGGACUACAUGACCCAGGCAGAGAGGAACAGCAGGAGGGCAGAUCCUAUAGCUCCUAUCAGAACACCAAUGAUUGCAGGAGGAUUGUUUACUAUAUCCAAAAGAUGGUUUGAAGAGCUGGGGCAGUAUGAUAUGAUGAUGGAUGUAUGGGGAGGAGAAAAUUUAGAAAUUUCCUUUAGGGUGUGGCAGUGUGGGGGUAGUCUAGAGAUCAUUCCUUGCAGUAGAGUGGGACACGUCUUCCGAAAACAGCAUCCUUACACCUUCCCAGGGGGAAGUGGAAAUGUAUUUGCGAGAAACACACGAAGAGCAGCUGAAGUAUGGAUGGAUGAAUUUAGAGAAUUUUAUUAUGCUGCAGUGCCUUCUGCAAGAAAUGUCCCCUUUGGAAAUAUCCAGGCAAGGACAGAACUAAGAGAAAAACUCCACUGCAAGCCUUUUAAAUGGUACCUUGAAAACGUCUAUCCAGAAUUAAGAGUACCAGAUAAACAAGAUAUAGCCUUUGGUUCAAUACAACAAGGUUCUAUGUGUAUGGAUACACUAGGCCAUGUACAUCAAGGAACGCUGGGUCUCUAUGACUGUCAUAAUAGUGGAGGAAAUCAGGAGUUUUCAUUUACAAAGGAUAAAUUGAUAAAGCAUUCAGAUCUGUGUUUAACAGUCACAGACAGGAAAUCAGGGACACCUAUUACACUACAAGGCUGUCAGCCUCAUAAUGUUAACCAGAAAUGGGACCAGACAGACAACAAGCGUACGUUCCGCUUCCAAAACUCCGACCUAUGUUUAGACAGCAAGGGCCAUAAAGAACACGGCCUCGUCGUCGAGACCUGCAAUCAACGUUCCCUCACUCAACACUUUAAAUUUUCAAUGUCCAACAUCGCUCACUGACAUCACGUUCAUCACACCAUCUAAGAAUUGCCUUCGUAUCCCGGGGUUACAUUCCCACUCCACUUUUACCUUCCCCCUUUCAGCAUUUGUAUUUUUCUAUCAAAAUCUGUAUAAAACAAAGAGAGUUACGAAGUUGAUGUACAAGAAGAAAAUAAGUGCUGUGGUACAUCGACCAAGCAUCUGUCAUUUUCAUCCUUCUUGUGAGAUUGUGUAUGUGUGUGUGUGCGGUCUCUGUCUAUAUAUUUUUGUGGCUGCUGUAUUAUAGAGGCAUAUUACCCAGGGAAGUUCACCUGUAUCACGCCUGUACACAUGAAAUUCACUGAGAAAGAAUCCCUUUUCAGGCCAUCUGAAUUUAUUUUAGCAGAUCCAUAUAUUAGAAACCGAAUGAUGGGUGGUUUAGAAUGUGCAAAAUCUUCCAAAUCAUAAUUUCGGGAUGCUGUGGGGAGACGUUCUUGAACAUUUUUUAAUUGAAAAACUGAAAUUUUUUGUGUUUUGUGUGUUAUGCAAUUUUAUCUGUUUUGAAGUAGGGACACUCAUUGCAAAGAAGUCUUCUUUUUUUUUGGGGGGGGGGGGGGGGUGCAAAAUAGAUGUUAUUUGAAAUCCUAGAACAGUCAGUCCCGUGAUACACCGAUUAUAUUCUCUACCUAAAGCCAGACGGACAAUAAUUCACAUGAAUUUUACAGAGUUAUUACCCUUCUGGCUCCAAACAGACAUCAUGAAGUGAACAUCCUGGGUAUUUUAUACUCAUUCAACUAUGAAUGGAAUCUAUAAGAACUGAAGUUGCUAGUGUACAUGUAUGUAUUGUGUGACUUGUCCUUUUAUUACCCUCAUUCACUUUUUAGUAGAUAGUACUUUAUAAACAGCCAUUAUAUUUUUUUGAAAUUUGUUACCUAUUUACUACUUAAGCACCAUCGCAAAAAAUUGUAAGAUAAUCAUUUUGAAAUAACCUAAAAUACUUUUUUUUUUUUUUUCUGACACGUUAUGGAUAUGCGCUUAUUUUCUUCCUCUUUGUUAUUUUUCAUACUUAUGCCAGUUUAUGAAUUUAUUUUCAAUUGAUGAUCUGUCACAAUUUAUGAUGCAAAAAAUGUUUCAUUCCAUUGUAUAAUACUUAACUUUACUUACAUGUUUGUACCUAAAUAGAAAACUGAAUGUAAAAUUAUUAGUGACUUCUGUACUACAACCUUGAAUGACACACAAUUUUUCUUUUUUCUUAAAACUUUGUAGUCAUAUUCAAUUACCCUGUAUUUUCUCACUAGUAACAAAAUUUCAGAAUCCUGAAAAGAAAUCAGCAUUCUGCUAGAACAUGUUCAGUUGCAGUACCGGUAUCUGCCAAUUACAAUCAUAAAUUUGCUUGCCUUUUGACAGAUUCUGUUGACAAUGUUGUUUUUAGGGUAUAUUGAUUUUAAGAAUAAGUUUGAAGAUAAAUACAUGCAUUUGGAGACUUUCAUGUGCCUGUAUGUCAGUACAUUACUCUGUGAAAAUCAAAUUUGUUUAGCCGUUUUGGCCGUGAGUCAUGAAAAGGAUUUUUAAAAAGAUCAAUAAUGAUGUAAGUAUUUCUAAUUGCUGAUAUGUAUUAUUUAAUCUGUAAUGUAAUAUAUAUGAAAUUUAGAAGUAUAUUUUUCUCUGAUGUUUCUCCAUUCAUGCUUUUAUCUUGCUUUUAAUGUAAUGUCAUUCAAAUAGUUUCCAUGUCUGCUGACUAUUUUCUGCAAUUGAGUGUGACAUGAGUAAUUUUGUCCUGUGCAUUUCAGAUUUCCCUAACUUCACAUUUAUAGAUCAAUAAUUACGCUUUGCUGUGGGAAUCUCCUUUUCAUUCCGAUUGUCAUUCAUGUAAAA